This is a messenger RNA of Cervus elaphus (red deer), 1348 nucleotides long. RefSeq names its product pyroglutamyl-peptidase I like (gene PGPEP1L). The record is from RefSeq and is a predicted model, not a curated record. The coding region runs from base 50 to 763 and encodes 237 amino acids. Gene Ontology annotation, molecular function: pyroglutamyl-peptidase activity. Gene Ontology annotation, cellular component: cytosol. The transcript has 6 exons. Gene Ontology annotation, biological process: proteolysis. Lineage: Eukaryota; Metazoa; Chordata; Mammalia; Artiodactyla; Cervidae.
CGGCCUCUGACCCGCGCAGGCGCACAAGCGCGCUCUCCGCUCCGGUUCCAUGGAUUCCCGGUCCAGCUGCGUGGUGGUGACCGGUUUCGGGCCCUUCCGGCAGCACUUGGUGAAUUCCAGCUGGGAAGCGGUGAAGGAACUCUCCAAGCUGGGCCUGGGGAGUGACAUGCAGAUAGAGCUGCGGAUUCUUCAGCUGCCGGUGGAUUACAGGGAAGUGAAGCAGAGGGUCGCCAGAAUCUGGGAAGAUCUUCGACUGCAAUUCGUUGUGCAUGUGGGCGUGGACCCCGCGGCCAAGGCCAUCUUUCUGGAGCAGUGCAGCAAGAACCGAGGCUACCGAGACGCCGACAUCCGGGGCUUCCGGCCCGAGUGUGGCGUGUGCCUUCCGGAUGGCCCAGAAGUGAUUGCGUCAGAGGUCAGCAUGAAGGCGGUCAGCCGGCGGGCGGCAGUGCAGGGCGUGGAGGUGGCCUUUUCCCGAGACGCGGGUAGGAUGUGCCAUCCAGCUGGGUGCUUGGAGCUGCCCAGAGUCAUCAUGCAGACCCGCACGUUGCUCACUUCUGCCUACGACAGAUUCAGAGGACCCUCCCACUCACUAGCUGGCAGAAGAAAAUGGGUAUGUCUGCGAUUACGCCUACUACCUGUCUUUGCAUCAUGGAAAUGGGUGCGCAGCGCUCAUCCACGUUCCUCGGUUAUCUCCUUGGCUGCCCGCCAGCCUGCUGGGAAAAGCCCUGCAAGUCAUCAUCCAGGAAAUGCUGGAGGAGAUUGAGAAGGCUCGGGCUCCAGACCUGGUUCACGGGAAACUCAGCCUUUGCAGUUCCAGCCAGGGAGAACCAACUGGGGGACUGCUCCUUUAGAGAGAAUUAAAUGUUUCAAUCCUGUGAAUAGAGUUCAACUGUGCUUUGAGAGGCUUUUUUAAAAAAUUGCUUAUAAAACAGUUUGCACAGAGGAAAAAUGUUCUGAAUUCGCUCAAGGAAAUCACAAAGGGUUAUUUUAUUGUCAGAAGAAGGAAGAACACUCUGAAAGGCAGACAUUUCAUAGGGGAUUAACUAGCUUCAGUUAUGGUUUUCCUGACAAUAAAAUGAAGUGCUAGUAAUGUCUUUUUCCCCUCUUAAAGUCUAUGUCUCGGGCCUCUGUGAUUCCCGAUCGCUGGGACCUCUGCUUCGUUCCCCAGAGCCCCAUGUGGUGGGAUGACCUGUAACUGGCCGACCUUGGGAAAACAGGUGCAGCCACCACUGCGGGUGCCCCACGCUGGUCGUCUGAGCCUGUGCAUCCAGGUGCUGCAAGCGCCCUCUGAGCCACCGAGUCUCUAGUGUUUGGGCUUUUUCUAACUUCAUAAAAAAAUGUUAUAAAA